AUGACGAGGCUGUUUGAUUCCAAAGUGUUUCUUUUCUUUUUAUUAACUGCAAUUUUUGCUUGGCGAGGAUCAGAAGAACGUUAUUUGCCAUUAAUAUUAGAUUUAUUAUCCAUUUGUCCUUUUUUUAAUCAAAAAAGUAUUCAAAAUCAAAAGUUGUUUCCAUCUUGCAUAAGGAUUAAUUUUCAGCCAACUUGGGAUUCAAUUGAUUCAAGACCAAUACCAACUUGGUACAGAAAUGCGAAAUUGGGCAUAUUUUGUCAUUGGGGACUUUAUUCAGUGCCAGCAUUCCACUCUGAAUGGAUGUGGUAUAAAUGGAAAGUAUCUAAUAACUCGGAUAUUAUUGAAUACAUGAAGCGGAAUUAUAAACCUGGAUUUACUUACGCUGAUUUCGCAAAAGAUUUUACUGCUCAGCACUUUAACGCUUCCAUCUUUCGAGAAAUAGCUGAAUCAUCUGGUGCAAGAUACUUUGUAUUCACUAGUAAACAUCACGAAGGAUUUACUAUGUGGCCGAGUAUUACUUCUAGAAGUUGGAAUUCAGUUGAUGUUGGCCCCCACCGAGAUAUUGUUGGUGAUUUAAAAAAUAUUUUUCGAGGAUCUUCGAUUCAUUUUGGCCUUUAUUUUUCGCAGUAUGAAUGGUUCAAUCCCUAUUACAUGGAAGAUCGUAAAUACAAAACCAGCAAUUACGUAAAGUAUGUAUCAUAUCCACAAAUGCUCGAGUUGGUAAAAAAUUAUGAGCCUGAAAUAGUUUGGAGUGAUGGUGAUUGGGAAAUGAGUGAUCAGUACUGGAAAUCAAAACAGUUUAUUGCUUGGCUCUACAAUUCAAGUCCAGUAAAUAGUACAGUUGUCGUAAAUGAUCGUUGGGGAAGUGGCAUCUCGGGAAAACAUGGUGGUUUUCUAACGUACUCAGAUCAUUUUGAUCCAGGCUAUUUGUUGGAACGGAAAUGGGAAAACUGCCUUCCACUUGAUAAGAAGUCAUGGGGAUAUCGUAGGAAUAUGAGAAGUGAUGACGUAAAUACAGUAAAUUAUCUCAUCAGUCAGCUGGUUAGAACCAUAUCUUGCAACGGAAACAUGCUGUUGAACAUUGGUCCAGAUGAAUCUGGAAUGAUACCAGCCAUUUUUGAAGAUCGACUUCAUCAGUUUGGUCAAUGGGUCAAACGUAACCAAGAAGCAAUUUAUGAUACUUAUCCUUGGAUGUAUCAGAAUGAUUCUCUUGACAUUUGGUACACCAUUAGUUCGCCGAGCGGAGGGAUGGUAAAACCUGACACAGCUUGGAUAUCACAUUCGAAGCAGUCCAAACUUUAUGCUUUUUUCCUUAAGUUUCCAGUUACAAACACUAUUACAUUGUCUUCUGUACACUAUACACCAAAAUUGACAGCUGAGGUACUGCUUGAUGCCGGCGAAACCGAAUUACUUGAAGUAAACGGAAUUUCUGGCAAUCCAGUGACUCUUAAUUUCACAAACCAUCAAAAGCUGAUUGCGUUGAAUCCAAUUGUCAUACGAAUCAGCAAUUUCGAUGCUACUUAUACUGAUCCACUGCAAAAGCGCAGGAAAGUCAAAUCUUAG
Molecule: messenger RNA, 1563 nt
Organism: Thelazia callipaeda (thelaziosis nematode)
Lineage: Eukaryota; Metazoa; Nematoda; Chromadorea; Rhabditida; Thelaziidae
Source: the annotation of a GenBank genome assembly